AUGACGCCAAUUAACGUCUCCGAAGUGCGCGCGUUCCUCGGCAUGGUGGGCUACUACCGCCACUUCAUCGCCAACUUCUCCCGAACGGCGAAGCCCCUGCAUCAUCUGACCAAGCUCGGCACAGCGUUUGAAUGGAGUCCCGAACAAGCGCGCGCGUUCGCCACUCUCAAGAAGGCGCUCUGCACCGCCCCCAUUCUCGUGCGGCCGGACCCGACGAAGCCAUUCAUUGUCUACACCGACUACAGCACCGACGGAAUCGGCGCCGCUCUCAGCCAACUAGACGGGGACGGGAAAGAGCACCCGGUCGCAUUCGCCUCGCGCUCCCUUCACGGCGCUGAGGUUAACUAUUCCACCACCGAUGGCGAACUUUUGGCAAUGGUGUGGGCCAUCACCGUCAAAUUUCGUCCUUACCUCUAUGGCGGGCCCACCUUUACCUGCCGGGUGGACCACAACCCGCUGGUGUAUCUUCACCAACAACGCAACCUUACCGGGCGGUUGGCGCGCUGGCACAUGAAGCUGAUGGAGUACAACUUUACCGUUGUGCACCGCGCCGGACGCAUUCACAGCAACGUGGACCCGCUAAGCCGGCACCCCCAUGACGACCCCCCGCCGACGGACUGGGAUGACCUCCCCGCUUACGCCAGCUUCCCCACCGGCGAGCUGCCGCACACGGAGGCCCCCACCGUCCUCACAAUCGAACGGUCGCGCCGACGCGCGCCCGCGCCCCCACCAUUCGAACACCGCGAGUGUUUCGACUGUGCGCGACCCGGACACUUCUACCAGGAGUGCCCAACGCGCGCGCGCAAGCUCCAAACGGAGGCCGCUUUGCCGGAGGUCAAUAUGAUUCUGGCAGACGGUUUUGCCCCCGACUGGCUCCCCUCAUUCGAAACGUCUUGCGCCGCACCACCUCUGCCGGAGUGGGAACCCGAUGUCGUCCCGCUCGACGUUUUCUCCACGUACCAACCCCACUUUGGCGGCGAACUGGUGGAAGCUGCCCCGACGGUCAACUACUGCGAGCCCAGGGACAGAGGUGUACCCACCAUACGCUAUGAGGACUGGGCCCGGCAGCACCCCGCCGUUCCAUACGGCGAGAAGGACCGAUUACCGGAACCAGCCGGCGCGUUACACGGAGCUGUGGCAGUCCCCUACCGACUUUGGGCCGCCCAGCACCCAGACUUUGCGCUACAAACGCGCGCGGUGACAGCAUCAAAAGAACCAACGCUGGCGGCCGCGACUUCGAAGCACACCACAGACUUACCGGAAGCCCUACCGAAGGCGCUGGCGGCCGCGACUUCGGAGCCUGCGGCGACAGAGCAACCGGACCCGGACGGAGAAACGGAGGCGUGCUUGGUGCUGGCAGCCCCCGCGGCGGACGCACAGCCGCAGAAGGGAAGCGCCUCGGACGAACCUCCCUUGGAGCGGCCCCCAGCGACUGUCAACCUUGGAGAAAAGCGCAAUCUAACGGAGACUGAAGGCGACCAAACGGAGCUCCCGACUAAGCGCCUGGCGUUGGAGGACCGGACCGCCCUCGUCAUGACGUCACCACCGGAGGCUGGACCCCCGGACAGCGCCGAUCUCUCCCCGACGCUGACGUCAGCACCCCUCCUACCAACGAAGCUGGACCCGGAUCUGAGGCUAGACGAGGUGAAGCUGCUAGACGCGCAGCUUGGCUGGGACAUUUUCGAAAUAUGUCAAGCUCACGAAGAGGCCAAGAAGCUGCCGCCAGCACCCCCAACCUUCCCAGACCUAGACGCACUAACGGAGGCCAGAAUGGUCGACUGGAGUCGAGCCGCGAAGUUUCACCGAAAUGGAGGGGACGACAGCCUGGUGAGAGCGGCGACUCUCACCGAGCGAGUGGCGCUCACGCUAGUUCAACAAGACCCCAACCUCACGGCGGCCGACGCACUUCAACGAGUGAAGACCACUGUUCAGCACCUUCGGCAGGGCCUACAGCAGGAGAUCGAACUCUCGAAGAACGUACCGCCGGAACCAACGGAAGCUGCCAUCCCCCCUUUGCCGGCGCCCGAACUCGACAACCCACCCCCCUUCGACCUGUCGAGCUUCCCAACUCCAGACCUGAUGGAGUACGUCAUCGGAGACAUUGACGUGGCGUACUACCUCAAAACCGGCUACCUUCCCUCCUUCCACAGCGAGUCAGUAACCCGAAGGAAGGACCUCCGACGCCAAAUCCGCGACCGAUCCAAAAUGUACCAUCAGGAGGGCGAACGGCUUUAUUGCCUGGCUUCCCCGAAGGCGCAACCCAACCAAGCGCCGCCCCCGGACACCAUUCGAAGGCCCGUCCUGACGAAGGCAGAAGCGGAGUCGGUUAUGUACCACCUGCAUAACCAAAACGGCCACCCUAACGACAAACAGACCCGCAAGCUGAUCACCGACCGCUUCUACUGGCACGGAAUGGGCAAGGACAUCACGGACCACGUGGUCACGUGCCCGCUGUGCCAGCUGGCGAACCAACCCACCACGGAGCGCUCGGACAAUCGGACCUUGGUGCCCACCGAGACGGACCUCCCCUGGGAAAAGGUGGGCCUGGAUCUGCUGGGCCCCUUUCCUCCCACGAAGGAAGGCUACCGAUACGUGGCGCUCCUAGAGGACUACCACACGCAUUACGUCCUUGGCGGCCUUCUGCGCUCGGAAUGA
Molecule: messenger RNA, 2655 nt
Organism: Klebsormidium nitens
Lineage: Eukaryota; Viridiplantae; Streptophyta; Klebsormidiophyceae; Klebsormidiales; Klebsormidiaceae
Source: the annotation of a GenBank genome assembly